Sorex araneus (European shrew) is the source of this 1797-nucleotide messenger RNA. It is a transcript of the gene MFRP, whose product is annotated as membrane frizzled-related protein. The transcript is spliced from 13 exons. Lineage: Eukaryota; Metazoa; Chordata; Mammalia; Eulipotyphla; Soricidae. The record is from RefSeq and is a predicted model, not a curated record. Bases 85 to 1797 code for a protein of 570 amino acids. Gene Ontology annotation, molecular function: protein binding.
CGUCACGCCUGCAGCCGGGCUGCCCCUUUGGGAAGCGGAGAGUUGAGGGGCACAGGGGCUGGGAGGCCGCCAGAGCCCUGAGCCAUGAGGACCUACUCGGACAUGGGCGUCUGCGUGGAGGCGGCAGAGCUGAGCAAGACCGAGUUCAGCAACCCGGCCUUUGAGCCCGAACCCGGGCUGCCCGGCGUCACACCAGCCCCUCGGGAGGACGCCAGCGGGAUGCCCCGAGUUCCCUGGCCCGGUCGGCGUCCCCGGGAGCUGCGUGCCGACUGCCGCUUCUCGGGGCUGUGCACACUGCUGCUGGCCGGCCUGCUGGUACUGCUGGCCGGCCUGCUGGUGGCCGUCAUCCUGGCCCAGCUGCAGGCACCACCAUCCUCGGGGGUCGCCCAUCGUCCACUGCCUGCCCGGCGUCCCCCCAGCCCCAGCCCCAGCCCCACUUCUCAGGCUACCGUGCCCCCCAGAGGGCAGCAGGAAGCAAGCGGGAGCCCCACGCCCCAGCCCACUUGUGGGGGGCUCCUUCCCGGCCCCCAGGGCUUCUUCAGCAGUCCCAACUACCCGGACCCCUACCCCCCCAAUGCCCACUGCGUGUGGCACAUCCGAGUGACCCCUGGCCAGGCCAUCCAGCUCCGGAUCGAGACGCUGAGCAUGGAGAGUGUGGCUUCCUGUCUGUUUGAUCGCCUGGAAAUCGCCCCGGAGCCUGAUGGGCCCCUCCUCAGGGUGUGCGGGAGGGUGCCGCCCCCCACCCUCAACACCAACACCAGCCGGCUGCGGGUGGCCUUUGUCUCAGACGGCAGCGUGGCCGGCUUUGGCUUCCACGCCUGGUUCCAGGCCGUGGCCCCAGGACACGGGAGCUGUGCCCAGGGCGAGUUCCCCUGUGACCGGGGCGUCUGUCUGCUCCCCGACUCCGUGUGUGACGGCUUUGCCCAGUGCGCCGACGGCAGCGACGAGCUGGACUGUGGGGCCAGCAUCUCAGGGUGUGGGGGGAACCUGACGGGGCUCCAGGGCACCUUCUCUGCGCCCCGCGCCCCACAGCACCCUCACCAGCAGUUUUGCACCUGGCACAUCUGGGUGCCGGCAGGCCACAGCCUCCAGCUGCAGUUCCACAACUUCAGUGUGGCGGCCUCAGAGCAGUGCCGGCGGGACUACGUGGAGGUGUACGAGGGCAGCCGCCCCGAGGCCCUGGGCCUCCUGGGCAGGUUCUGCGGAGGCUCCGAGCCGCCCAGCCCUCUGCGCUCCGUCCACCCGCGCCUGACGGUGAUCUUUCGGACACAGCACGCCGGAAGCGGGGGCUUCUCCGCCGCCUUCAGGGCGCUGAACCACACGGAGAACCCCUGCGGUCCCGGAGAGCUCUCCUGCCUGGACAAAAGGUGCCAGGGUCUGCGGUGGCCGUGCGAGUCGUGGGGAGACUGUAAGAACUGCAGCGGCGCCCUGCCCCCGCCCCCAGGGCUGACGUGCGAGCCGGUGCGCGUGGAGAUGUGCGCGGGGCUCAGCUACAACAGCACCGCCUUCCCCAACAUCUGGGGGGGCGUGGCCACGCAGGCCGAAGUGGCCGAGGUCCUGCGCGGGUACCAGAGCCUGACCAGUCUGCCCUGCUACCCGCACUUCCGGAGGCUGCUCUGCGGGCUGCUGGUGCCCCACUGCACCCCUCAGGGCAGCGUGUUGCCCCCCUGCCGCUCUGUGUGCCAGGAGGCCGAGCACCAGUGCCAGUCUGGCCUGGCACACCUGGGCACCCCCUGGCCCUUCAACUGCGACAGGCUACCUGAGGCAGCGGGUGUGGACACCUGUGCCAGGCCCUGA